Messenger RNA from Rotaria socialis, 1032 nucleotides. NCBI's taxonomy places the organism in Eukaryota, Metazoa, Rotifera, Eurotatoria, Philodinida, Philodinidae. The record is from the annotation of a GenBank genome assembly.
AUGGCUGAUGAUGAUUCAAUGAGUGAUGAUGAACAACUUGAUAUUCCAAACAAGACAAAACAUAUUGCAUCGAUUCGAUUAGGUCAAGUUGAUAUUGAUUGUUGGUUCCAUUCACCAUAUGUUGAUGUAGAAGAUGGUUCAAAUGAUACCGAUCGACCUAUUGAUAAAUUAUUUAUUUGUGAAUAUUGUUUACGAUAUUUUCUAAAUAAUCGAAAAUAUCGACAACAUACGAACGAAUGUACUCGUCGACAUCCACCUGGUCGUAAAAUCUAUGAGCAUCCUGAUGGUCUAUCUGUAUAUGAAGUUGAUGGAACAGCAUCACAACUCUAUUGUCAAUGUCUUUGCUUAUUAGCAAAAUUAUUUCUUGAGCGAAAAACAAUUUAUUUUGAUGUGGAUCCAUUUCUUUUCUAUGUUCUUGUUGAAUCAGAUCCGCGUGUAAAAACUGUUCAACACAUCGUCGGCUACUUUUCAAAAGAGAAACUCAGCGAUGAGUUUUAUAACUUAGCAUGUUUAAUGGUUCUACCACAUCGUCAACGACAAGGUUUUGGCCGAUUUCUAAUUGCAUUAAGCUAUGAAUUAACUAAAUUGGAAAAGAAAACAGGCUCACCUGAAAAACCACUAUCAACACUCGGUCAAAUGACAUAUAAAAGCUAUUGGCAUUCCACAAUCUUAUCAAAACUUGAAGAAUAUCGUCCUUUGCAAAUGCAUGUUACUGUAACACAGCUCAGUGUGGAUACUGGCAUAUGUGUCGAAGAUGUUAUUCAAACGCUAAUUGAUCUCCGUUUGGCUCACACAGGAAAAUCAAUAAGUGAGACUAAUUUUAAACAACAUGAAGUACGCAAUCGUCGCCGCCAUCAAAAUCAAUCUGACGAUAAUAAUAACAACAACAAUCUAGAUUCAUCAUCUCUAUUAAUCAUUGAUACUGAUGCAUUGCGUACAGCUCUAUGCCGUCUAUCAACGAAUAAUGCAGCAUCAAAGCAGAAUCAAAAUAUUUUUGACCCUGCAUAUUUACGUUUGCUCAGUCGACGAUGA